Cephus cinctus (wheat stem sawfly) is the source of this 2834-nucleotide messenger RNA. RefSeq names its product DNA repair protein complementing XP-C cells homolog (gene Xpc). The record is from RefSeq and is a predicted model, not a curated record. The coding region runs from base 170 to 2608 and encodes 812 amino acids. The transcript is spliced from 5 exons. Lineage: Eukaryota; Metazoa; Arthropoda; Insecta; Hymenoptera; Cephidae. Gene Ontology annotation, cellular component: nucleus; XPC complex; cytoplasm. Gene Ontology annotation, molecular function: damaged DNA binding; single-stranded DNA binding. Gene Ontology annotation, biological process: nucleotide-excision repair; mismatch repair.
AAAAUUAAAUGGCGAUCUGCAAAUCAGUGUUGGUGGUAACAUCAUUCGAAAGGACUAUCCGUUUUGUGGGAAUACCAGGGAAUACUAACAGAGAUAGUGCAUUUUUUUGAUGCGCAAAUACGGUGUGAAUAAUUUGACAUAGCAGUUAUUUGCCAAGAGUGUUGCCAAAAUGAAUUCUGACGAUGAAAGUUCAAGUAGUAGCAAUGAAUUUUUGGUUUCGGCUGAUAAGAUAAAUUUCAACUCCUCUUUCUUUGAUAAACCGAAACCUAACCUCAAAACUGAAUCGGUAGUUACUUCUGUAGAUUCUGAGGAUGAAUUUGAAGAUGUCAACAAUACAAAUUCUGCUGAAGUUAUUACGCAAACAUUGAAAAACCUAGAGAAUUGGGAGAAACAUGAAAUUGCUGCUAGACAGCAGGAAGGAAAUGAUACAAAAAAAGAGGAUGAGAACAAAAAGGCGAUAUCUAGAUCGAGUCUCCUUUCAAAAGAAAUUGAGGAUCUUUUACUUCUGGGAGAGACUCCAGUCACAUUAUCUAAUUACAAAGUUGAACAUGAUGAUACAGGGAGUAAUACAGAUGCUGAUAUGGAAGAAUCAGAAGCUCAACAGGCAUCGGACUAUAUCAUUCCAGAGGGAGGUGUAACGAUUACGCUUCCCGGAAAUAAUAUUAUGUUUAAUAGGAAAAAAAGGAACCGUAGGGACCUGGAAACUUUGCUUAAAAAUCGCAUGAAUCAACAAUUACGGACUAAUCAACUUCUAAUCCAUAAAGUUGGAUUACUCUGUUGGCUCUCACAUGGUUUUCAUUUGAAUCAACUUAUUAAUGCACCUGAUAUUCUUUCUGCUGCUGCAGCAAAAGUGUCCUCCUCUAGUUAUCCCAAAGGCAGGCUGGAUCUUGCCUACUUAGAAAAGUUCACAGGCUGGUUUUGUAAAUCCUUUAUUCUAAUGAACAAUAAUGAUGCUCUUAUUACCAAUGAGUCGUUAUUAUCUGCUAUUAAAAAUAAGAAAGUGGCAGACUACAAAGAAUUGGGUUUGCUCUUUGUCGCAACAUUAAGAGGUAUUGGAAUAAAUUGUAGACUUGUUUUAAAUCUUUGUGCACCUCCAUUAAAAGUAAACAGAGAUCAGCUUUUUCAAACAAAGCAAGAACCAUCGUCUAGUAAAGACAAGGUAAAGGAAGAGCCUAGUUCCAAUAUGAUAAGUGAAAAAAAUAUUAAAGAAUCAAAAACUAAAAAGAUGACAAAAAUCAAAGGGCUUAAAAAUUCUAAAACUGUAAGCAGAAAAGAAACGAGAGAAUUAAGAUCUCGAAAUGCUAAAGAUAGAAAAUAUAAAUUAACAACAAAUCAGAUGUCUUCUGAAUCGGAAAGUGAAUCCGAUGCGCCUAAGGAUACACAGAAAAAAAUUUCCACCACAGCAAAAGCCAGUACUUCCAAAGAUUCUAAGUACAGCAAGAGUAAAAAAUUGCUAUCUUCGGACGAGGAAAGUGGCAAUCCUACUAAAAUGAAAAAAGGACAAGAUGUUUGGGCCGAGGUUUAUGUCGAAUCCGAAGAAAGCUGGAUAUGUGUAAGCGUACUGGAGAAGAAGAUACAUUGCGUUACGGAAAUAUAUAAAAAAGCUACGAAUCCCGUUUUGUACGUAGUAGCCUGGAAUUCCUCUGGAACAUUGAAAGACGUGACAAGAAGAUACUGCCCACAAUGGUUAACAGUAACGAGAAAGCAAAGAGUCGAUGAAAAAUGGUGGAGCGAAAGUCUUUCUUACUGGAAAGAGAAAGAAAGUGCCCUGUCCAAGGCUGAGGAUGAAAUGCUUUUGCAAAGGGAAUUGGAGCAGCCUCUACCGAAAACCGUGGGCGAAUGUAAAGGUCAUCCUCUAUAUGCCUUACAAAGACACUUAUUAAAAUACGAGGCAUUAUAUCCACCGGAUGCUGUACCUUUAGGGCAUUUAAAAACUGGAGAGGCUAUUUAUUCUAGGCAUUGUGUACACACACUCUGUUCCAGAGAGACUUGGGUAAAGAAUGCACGGGUUGUGAAACCUGGCGAGGAAUCCUAUAAAAUCGUUAAGGCAAUGCCGAAGUAUGACAAGUUUUCAGGUAUGAUGAUCAAGGAUCAGCCUUUAGAACUCUUUGGUAAAUGGCAAACUACACAGUACGUUCCUCCUGUUGCGAAGGAUGGGAUUGUACCACGAAACGAAUAUGGAAACGUAGAUUUAUUUAAAAUGUGUAUGCUUCCUAAAGGAACAGUGCAUAUUAAUUUACCAGCAUUGAAUCGUGUAGCCAGAAAGUUGAAUAUCGACUGUGCACCAGCUGUCGUCGGCUUCAAUUUUGGCGGAAUGGGCGCAGUGCCAGCAUUUGAAGGCUUUGUCGUGUGCGAGGAAUUUGAAGACACCCUUCGGGAAGCCUGGGAAACGGAACAAAUUGAAGCCGCAAAGCGUGCUCAAGAAAAAAGAGACAAGCGGAUUUAUGGAAACUGGAAGAAAUUGAUAAGGGGUUUGCUAAUUCGUGAGAAAUUAGCAGCGAAGUACGGAUUCGGGAAUAAGGAGGAAAACCAGGAAGAUGAGAGACCUAGUACAAGUACUAAGAGGCCAAAACAGAAGAAAGGAGGAGCAAAAAAGACCAAGAUAUAGCUCGGGUGGAUUAAGGAUAAUCAAAGAUGUUGUGUUAUUUAAUUGAAUUUAAUUUAAUUUAAUCUCUCUCAUAGACCUUAAUUAUGUACAAAUCAUAUCGUUUUAAGUCACGUUAAUAAUUAUGAACUCUUAAUAAUUGUAUAGUGUUAAUCUCGAGGAGUAGAUAAGCUGUAUUUCCCAUAUUGUUAAUUUUGUAUUUUUCUAAUAAAAAGAAUGACUUCAAGAA